GUUGCUGUUGGUUGUGCGCGCAAUUUCCGGUUUCCGUUUCCGCCAAAACCAACAUCCGUGGGGGCACCCCCACCAAUUUGCCCAAAACGGAGGCCCAAAAGUGUUAAUUAUUCAGGCAACUAAUUUCGCGUGUGCAAAGCACCAAGAAAACUCCACAGAAAGUGAAAGAAAACUUCUUUAAAGUGAUAAUUUUCAAGCAAAGGAAAGUGUUGGCAGCAUCCACAGCACAGGACGACAAAACAGACAACAGAACAGAUCUCUUCCACAUGUGCCAAUUGCGUGAGAGCUGAGGAGGGAAACAACUCCAAGGAUUGAGACGAGCCGAAGGAUUGGAGCAUCGAAAUCCAUACAAAAACACACACACAACUCCUUGGAUAAGUGAUGAAGUCAUGAGACCGACAUUCGAUCGACGCCUCUGGAUAUUAUUGUUCAUUAUUUCAGUACAAUGUACCACCUAUACACAACCACAGAAUAUCAAUGGCAAGCCCAUGCAGAAGCCAAAGCCCGCCGAGCACCGAGCAGUCAGCAAGUGGCUGAGCAUAUCCAGGCAGGAGCCGCACAGCGUCCAGCUGCACGAGCAGCGGCUGGCGGAGCCAGUUGACCAUAAGCCGAGCAGAUGUGCGGCCAGGAACUGCAGCAAGGCCAAGUCGAAGUUGGCCCGGUGGAAGGACCAGCUGAAGGUCCAUCAGGCCCAUCGCGCGGCCCCCCAUGUGGAGGCCAGGCGACGGCAGCGACGCGAGACCCAGGAGGAGGAGGAGCUGCUGGAGCCGGCGGCAUCUAGGCCCACCUUGGUCGCGUCCACGUCCACAUCGGCGGCUGCCACUACGGCAACGGCGGCCACCACCUGGAGCUCCACGAGAAGCGCCCAUGGCUAUGGCAAUGCGUCGUCGGGGCCGGGUCUGGCGCUAACCACGCCCAAGGCCAAGCGGGUGCGCUCCACGCUCCACCUGGCGCCCGAGGAUCUCAAGCCCAAGACCAAGGAGCCUGUCGUCAUCAUCGACGAUGUGGAGGAGUUCGACAGCGGCGCUGGGCCGCGGGACGCAUUCGGGCAAAAGACGACACGCGAGGAGGCGGAGGCGGACAACAGCGAGGAUGAGGAGCCGCUGGAGCCGCGAGUGCUGCCGCUGCGGCCAGUGCCGCCGAAUCCGUACGAGGAUGAGGAGAUGUCCGUCGUGUAUGCCGAGCAGCACUCGGAGAUUCGGCUGAUGUGCGAGGUGGAUCUGGACAUUGCCUCCAGCAUGUGGUACAAGAACGGCCAGGUCGUCCAUGCCAUGGACCGCACCAGCCGAGUCACCGACUACCGCUUCAUCAAGGAGGCUAAUGGGGCGCUAACCAUCACCAAUGUCAUGCUGGAGGACGAUGGCAAGUGGCAGUGCGAGGCGGAGAAUACGCGACGCUACACGGAGAAUGCUCGACCCGUCAAGCUGGUGGUUCUGGAUCGCCCCAAGCCGCCUUAUCUGCUCAUCGACUCGCGUCGCCUCGACGCUGGCAAUAUCUUUGUGCCCGUCAAGGAGAACUCUGAGCUGAACUUGGCCUGCAUCAGCGAGGGCGGCAAUCCACGGCCCACACUCACCUGGGAGGUGCUCCUCAGUCCGGGCGUGGAUCGGCAUGCCCAGAAGGUGUCCGCCGAAGUGCUUGAGCUGGAGGAGAUCAAGAACGAGAAGCAGGACAAGAAUGGCUACAAAAUCAACAGCGGGGCCAAGAGCGAGGCCCGUCUGGCGGCCGUUUAUCGAGCGCAUCACAACGCCCGAAUUUUGUGCGUGAUGGAGCAUCCCACCCUGAAGAUACGCCAGAACGCCUCUCUGCUGCUGGACGUGCAAUAUACGCCGUCAUUUGCCAUCUCGCGCACACCUGGCUUUGGCUAUCCGCUCCGCGAGGGCAUCGAAGUUAGCCUCAAGUGCGACGUCGACUCGAAUCCCCCAAGCACGCCGCGCUGGCAGAAGGAUGACGGUGACACGCCGGUGCCGCAGACCGGCGAUGGCUUCCUCAACUUCACAUCGAUACGGCGGGAGCAUUCCGGCUGGUACAAGUGCACAUCGCGUCAUCUGAACUUUCAGUACUCCUCGAUUGGCUAUUACCUCAGCGUGCGAUAUGACUCGGUGGAUGUGACUUCGGAGCCAGACGAUCAGGAUGUAUCCGUGGCAGCUGCUUCGCACAACCCCAAAGGUCAGCUGGAGGUGCAGCUGGGAGGCGCCGUCACCCUGCAGUGUCCGCAAGGCUCGCUGGGCUGCUGGUCGCAUUUGGAUCCCAUUUCGGCACGGCUGCGCGGCCUCGGCUACGGGAGCAGCCAGCCGACGGGGCAGUUCUCGCUCAAGGACGUGAUGUACCAGGAUGCGGGCGUCUACAAGUGCGUGGGCCAGCCGCUGGCCAACAAGAAGAAGCUGGAGGUGCUGCAGAGCGUCACCGUCUCCGUGAAGGGCUCCCCCACAGCGACGGCCCUGAAUGCCACGCCCGUUGCCUACCCGGGCUCCCCCUUGCACCUCAACGUGGAGUUCUGUGCCAAUCCGCCGGCCCAUGCCGCCCGCUGGCUGCACGGCGACCGUGUCUUCACGCCCGGCAACCAAUACGGCAGCACCGUCCUGGCCUACUCGGUGAAGGAUCUGCCCACGCCCUACUGCAAGGAGGCGCGCCUCACCUACGUCAGCAUGCACGAGCGGGUGCCGCGCACCUUCUACUUCAUUGUCUCGUCGCCGGGUGGCGUGGCCGAGGCCAUCUUCAAUGUGAACUUCACGAAGCGCCACCGCACGAUGUCCAAUGCCAUCGAUGAUGACGACGAGGAGGAGGAGCUCAACCGGCCCGAGCAGAUCCACUUUCCCGUCUUCAACAGCAACACCGCCACCGCCACCGCCCUUGGCCCUGGCCUGUCUCUGGCCCUGGCUCUCCUCUGUUUCAAUCUGCUCAGAUGCCAAUAACUUUAAGUGUGUGAGUGAGUGUGAGUGUGAGUGAAUGUGAGAGUGUGAGUGCGUUCAUUCAACCAAAUUAUUGUACUCUAUGUAAUCAAACCCACUACCUACACUACCUACACUACCACUAUGCAUAUGCAUCCCGCACUCGUAUGUGGAUCUAUCCAAUUACUCGAUAUUAGCAUGUGGACUAUGCCACGCAACUACUACUCUCCACUCUAUAUAGCUAUGUGUAUGUGUAUCUGUAUCUGUAACUGUAACUGUAGCCGAUCUAGCCAAGCAUCAAAAUUGCCCCAGGGCCUAGACUCUAAGCCCCAUCCACACUUAGCAGCUUCUACGCAAUUGUUGGCCAGCCCCCACGCGUUGAGGCGUUGACUUUUCAGCCCUAAACUACUACUCGAAUAUUUUUACUGUAGCCCCUAAACUGUAACUGUAACUGUAACUGUAACUCUGUAUUGGUGUAUGUCAAUGUGUAUGUGUGUGAGUAGAUGCCAAAAAUGAAUGGUAAAAAUCAUUUCAUUCAUCUUGGGCAUAAACAUUGUUAACAGUUGGUUAUUACGAAUACUUUAAGUUCCUUUUCGAGGGAGAUCGAGAUCGAAAGCGAUGAAGAGCGAUCAUCGGAGUGCGACUGAUUUUGUUAAAUACUUUGAGCAAUGUAGGAGCAGAGGAGAACUAAAGGAGGAUGGACAGAGAUGGAUAGACCUAUAGUUUAAAAUUGUAAAUGACGAAAGAGACGUUGGAGAAAAUACCAGGCACGAACAAAUUCCUUCCAUUUGAACUGUUUGCCCCCGCGGCAGCGAAACUGUAAGAUAUUUUGAG
Molecule: messenger RNA, 3722 nt
Organism: Drosophila subobscura
Lineage: Eukaryota; Metazoa; Arthropoda; Insecta; Diptera; Drosophilidae
Gene: tei
Exons: 12
Coding region: 390-2912 (840 amino acids)
Biological process (GO): cell-cell adhesion
Cellular component (GO): cell-cell junction
Molecular function (GO): cell adhesion molecule binding
Source: RefSeq, a predicted model, not a curated record